Epinephelus lanceolatus (giant grouper) is the source of this 3217-nucleotide messenger RNA. It is a transcript of the gene borcs5, whose product is annotated as BLOC-1 related complex subunit 5. Gene Ontology annotation, biological process: organelle transport along microtubule; lysosome localization; positive regulation of anterograde synaptic vesicle transport. Lineage: Eukaryota; Metazoa; Chordata; Actinopteri; Perciformes; Serranidae. Gene Ontology annotation, cellular component: synaptic vesicle membrane; cytoplasmic side of lysosomal membrane; BORC complex. The record is from RefSeq and is a predicted model, not a curated record.
UCAAUAUUUACGGAAGUGUUGCCUCGUCCUGACCUGAAGUCAUUUCUCUGUCUCAGUCGUUUUGUGUUGUUUAAUGUAAUUGUUUUUAAAUAUAACUCGGUGUCACUCGUCACAGGGGCAGAUGUUGCUUCAACUCUGACUGAGCUUCACAGUAACGUGUGCUAACGUGUUAGCUAACAAACUGUAACAGGAACAGCUGACGUUAGCUAACGUUAACGUUAGCAUGUUACCGCAGAGCCAGCGAUAACUGCCCUUCAGUUACUCUGCUGCGGUUCGUGGUCUUGUCGUUGUCGGCCCGGGUGUGUGGAGGUCGUUUAGAGUCGUUUUGAUUCAUCCGGUAUUUAUUCUGCUCCCGUUUCUGUAACCGUUAACGGAAGCUAACCGUUAGCCUGUUAGCCAAACGUUAGCACGAUGGGAGCCGAACAGAGCGGAGACUCGGAGCACAAACACUCGGACUACAGCUCAUCAGUGGUGCCCUCCCCGGCAAAGCAGAAAGCAAAGAUGGAUGAUAUCGUGGUCGUGGCUCCGGGGACACAGUCAAUGAGAAAUAUCCACAACGACCCAGACGUCAUCAAACUCCAGGAGAUACCCACAUUUCAGCCGCUGUUAAAAGGAGUGUUGAGUGGCCAGACGUCACCCAGCAGUGUGUGUCUAGAGAGGCUGGACGCCGCCCAGGUUCUGCAGCUCUGCAUUCGCUACCAGGACCACCUCCACCAGUGUGCCGAGGCCGUGGCCUUCGACCAGAACGCACUGGUCAAGAGGAUCAAAGAGAUGGACUUGUCGGUGGAAACUUUGUUCAGCAUCAUGCAGGAGCGCCAGAAACGCUACGCCAAGUAUGCUGAGCAGAUCCAGAAGGUCAACGAGAUGUCCAUGAUCCUGAGACGCAUCCAGAUGGGUAUCGACCAGACGGUGCCGCUGAUGGAGCGCCUCAACAACAUGCUGCCUGAGAGCGAGCGCCUGGAGCCUUUCAGCAUGAGGCCCGACGGCGACUCUGUCACCAAGUAGCCUCCUGAAAGCCGACGCAGCUGCUCCUCACCUGAGUCUCCACCCAGACCUGCGGCCAGGAGGAAGUGCAGGUCUGUCCAGCUGUAGGGAUUACACAUUAAGGUUUUUGUUUCACAGUAGAGCUGAGGUGUAAAUGUGUCAGACUGAUCUGUGACAGCUCUCUACGUCAAGUCUUUCUAUUCUCUCUGCUGAGCACAUGUCAGCAACAUCAUGUUUGCUGUCACAUCUUAAACUCGAACAUGAAUUUAACCUUCUGCUCCUGGCUGCUUAGAGAAACUGCAGAGGGCCUCUGCAGGGAAUCAAACCAGCAACCCUCCAUUCACACGCUUUCCUCACUAAUCUAAAGGCAGGGGGGGAACAAACACUUCUGAGUCAGAGUGAACUCGAAAUGCUCAAAAACUUUUCCUGUAGAUGUGUUGCAGGUUUUAGAGACUCAGAUGGGACUGAGUGGCAAAAAAAAAAUCUCGAACUUCCUGUGGGCUGAUUCUGGAUAUUGAACUUCACUUUACAAGUAUUUGUCGCCUGUGAUCCUGAUGUUCAUCUCGCUCCGACGCCACGUGCCUCACCAACUGUGUGGAGAUCCCUUCAUGAACUUCCUGUGUGCAGAUUGACUGCUUUUAGUUUUCUGAACAAUAUGAUGCAUCAUUGUAGAAUAUUAUGAAGCAGAGACUCACAGAGAACCAAGACGGAUUACUGCUGUUGGAUACAUUGGGAGUAACAUUGGGAGUAAACUGGGAAACCUCGUCUUGGACAGAAGAUAUUUAAUAUUCUCAUAAACUGAUGAGAAAACUUUAAUUUAUUUGGAUACUCUUGUUAUUUUCAUGUGAAACCAUGAAGAACAUGACACAGAGGAGCAACCAUAGACCCUGACACUUUAGAUUCAGAUCAGUACAGAAGACGGACGCAGAGGAGGACAAAAUCAUUUUAGCAAGUUGCCACACCUGUUCAAGCUUCAGCAUUAUCUCUGUAUGUUUUUAAGCUUUGUCAUCACACGCCAAAGAUUCACACAUCCUCACAGCUGGUUAACAACAUGUAGCACUUUAACAACAAUCGGUCAUGUCUUUGGUCUCUGAGAAGAGUGAUCAUGUUAACGUCUCUGCUUCAUCUGUUGAAUAUCUGUUUCUGUGUCUCAUGUUGUGCUCGUCAGGUUUAAAGGGUCAGUUCACCCAAAUUAUUAGGAAAUAAUCUCUCUUACCUGUGAAGGUUUCAGUCUGUGCACAUGGUUUUAGUUUCAUUUCUUCAGGUUUUCUGCCACCACAGCUCAGUGAGAGGUGACUCAAGUUUAUUACACAGCAAUAAAGAAUUACAUGAAUCAACAGCAGCAUCUUUGGAGAAAAGGUUCGUCUGUUACUGAGGAUCAUCCACAAAACAAGUGGUCAACGGUUUUAAUAUAGACUAUUUGUCAAAGGUCCAGUGUGGAAGAUAAAGGAGCAGAAAUUAUAUAUUAUAUUAAUAACCAGUGACGGCUGAAACGCCGACAAAACAUCUGUAGCUAGCUCAGAACAUCAGAUUUCAGCAUUUCAGUAUUAUUUUAGAGCCUCAUGUCUCCCAGAGAGCAAAACGUUACAGCAAUCUGUCUCAGUCUUCUGUUGAUUAUCUUUGAGAAAUGAUCCCACUGAUGACCAGUAGUGCGAACUUUAAUAUUUACAACUAUUUGAUUGAAUCACCAGGUGGAUCAUGAGUUUACGUGACAAAGAUCAAAACCAGGCGUCACAGCUCCGUUAGCUCUUGUUUGUAAAAAUGUAGUUAUGGUUUCUUCACCAUGUUGUUGGUGCGUCCCACCACAAACCAGCUUUUAGGUAUUUUUGUGUUGUUUGCCAGCAGAUGUAAAUGUCAGGAAGGAAACAGUCAUUCAGUACAGAGUCAGUGGAGAGCGGGACUGAAAUACGUUCUGUCUCUGUUCCCACCAAUCAGCCAAAAAGCCACUGGAAUAUAAAGCAGAGUAGAAUCACCUCUUCUUCAGUAACUUACCCAUCUUCCUACCAGUACACCACCUCAUCCACCACCACUACACACUACUGUUUGGUGGCAGCAGAAAUCUCAACACCUGUUGAAAUAAAAUCAAACCUGUGGUACAAAAACAUGGGUGAAUACCUUAAACUGUAAGUGAGAAUUUUUAGUUUUUCUAAUUUGUGUGAACAGACACUUAACGCACCUGAUCCUGGGUCAGUCUGCAGUGUGGCAAUAAAACAUAAGACGCUUGAAAUAAGGA